Molecule: messenger RNA, 4135 nt
Organism: Melitaea cinxia (Glanville fritillary)
Lineage: Eukaryota; Metazoa; Arthropoda; Insecta; Lepidoptera; Nymphalidae
Gene: chas
Product: serine/arginine repetitive matrix protein 2
Exons: 12
Coding region: 330-3797 (1155 amino acids)
Source: RefSeq, a predicted model, not a curated record
GCGCGCGCAAGUUUCUGUGCCUGUCAUGUUAUAUUGCUCUGUCGCGAUCGCGCGUCUUCGAUUGAUCACACGCCAUAAUUUUCCGAUUCGAUCCACCAACUUUUCUGAAUGAAAAGUCAGUGUUAAGUGCGAAAAUAUACUACAAAGUGUUUUAGUGUUGUGUUCGAGAAAUAUAUUUGGUUGAUAGUUUUCGAAGUAUAAAAAAAUAGUUUUGAAAGUCUGUGCGUCGUUUCAGUGGCUGAAUGUUUUGUAAACAAACGUGAACUAUCAUUCAUUCAGCGUUGCAAGAGUCUCUUCUUUAUAAACGAGAUAGUCAGUAAUGUGCUGACAUGCCGAGCACAGCCGUAUACCAGGAGACCAAGUCCGUCUCACCCGACAAUCACGCCCAUACAUCAUACGAAGAUGCACUGGCUACGGCGGAGCCAGGAGAAACCAUAGCCACAACCAAAGAAGAGGAAUGGGUGACUCGUAAAACAAGCGAGGUGACGACUACGCGGCAGAUCGCGACGCGGGUGAAGCGCGAGCUGGUGCUGGAGGACGGCCGCAUCCUCGUCGACUCCGGGCCAAAGAUAUCUACCUCUGUUAAUGAAGACACGCACACAACUAAUUUUCAACAAACCGAGCAUAGAGUACCCGAAGAUCAAAAAGGGGAAGAAAACGCUGAACUUACCGAAGGAGAUGACGAUCGACAUGUCGAAGCACUCGAGGAUGCACCUGACGGUAUCAUUGCACCAGCCGGCGCAAAAGUUCUUGUGUCAUCUUGCGUGGUCGCCAACCCAGAUGGCAAGGUGCGAGAGAGCAAGGAUCGACGCGUGCUCACCAGAAACAUCACUGAGCGCGUUCGAGAAACUGAGGAGAGAAUACAUCGAGGCGACACUACGCAUGAUGCGCUAAUAGCAGCAGUAAACGAGACGAGUGAAGAAGAUAUUCGAGAUGCUCUGAAGACGCAGACGGAGAACCAGCUGGCUUUGGUGCCGAGGGGACCUACUCUCGUCAAGGACACCGUUGCCUACAACACUACUAUCACUACUGAUGACACGGAGGAGCUACGAGCUUUACGACCGGAUGGAACGAUUGUGACGGAGACCCGGCAUACGAAGGAACAAGAGCGAGUCUGUGACGAGGAACUGUCUAAAGACGAGGCAAAAUCAUUAGCAAGCAACGAAAGCCUGCUGGAAGAAACGGGUGGCACUGAGCGUCGUAAGCGCGUCGACUUAGAGCAGUCCACUGACCACAUGGCGGGGGGCCUGCGGGUCGCGACACAAGUGCACUCGAAGACUCGCACAGAGGAAGUUGAAAGGGAAGGACAACCGAAUAUGGAUGACGAUUGGGAAAGUUUAUCUGUUAGAAUGCGCCGCCAACGCCGUUUGCGACUCAGCGAACAAGAAAAAGACUACACGAAAAGACCAAUCGACUUCGACAUUGAAGAAGAGACUCGUAAGAAAGAAACAUCUAAGUGGCUUGAAAGCCACUUCGGUAGUGAUUCCCGGUCCUCUCAUGACUCCAUCGCUGAAGAGAUAGAACAGCAACCUGUUUCCGGUUAUUAUGUAAAGAGUAAACCUGAGGAUGAAGGUUACUACGGUAAGACAUCCACGUUAGUACCCCCGGCGCCUGUCUAUGGAGAUCGAGUGCUUCGUAAGACAAAAUCGUCAACGCCAUCCGACGAACGACCAGUUGCACCGGUUAAUAGGACAGGAGGGUAUUUUAAGGGUGUUGCGGAUUGGUCGCAGCGUCGUACUAGCAAGCCUAGAAUGCCAGAGCCACGUAGUGCGUCUCCCUCACCACCAGUCGUUCGCUCUCCAUAUGCUAGCAACGACCGGUUAAACGAUUCAUCACCAAGACAUGUUUAUAGCAAACGUGAUUCACCACAAGGUAGAACAUCACCGAUUGUUCGGCGUAAUCCACCUUCGCGUGAUGAUUCUGCCUACGUAUCAUCAUCAACUAUGCAUAGCCCACCACGUGGAUCACCAUUUAGACCGUUAGAAACUGAUCGCUCGUUCCGAGAACCCUCAAUCGAAGACGAUUAUCGGCCACCAGUCGCACCUGAACGAAAACGUCACUCAAAACAGAGAAUUUCAGAAGAUCACCGUUAUGAUAGUGGUUAUAGAAGUUCAUCUAGAAAUGACAAUUCGGGGCGAUCGAGGGACAGUCGCGAAGAAAGUGCCGUGGAGCCACCUCCAGAUUAUUCACCCCCGCGUGACCGUAGAGGUAGUUCUGACAGAGACAGGACACCACCGCGUCGACGUGAUCGAGAUGAACGUAAACAAAAUCAAAAGACACGGUUCGCGGACAACGGAAGGCGUCCAUCACCGGCUAGGAAAUCAGUCGGUUCGGCUAUUGGUAACUCGAUUAGGAAGCUUGUAGGGAAGAUACGCUCAGCGUCAGCGGAACGGCGGUCCCGCUGGCGCCACUCACGAUCGCCAUCGCCGGAGCAUUCCUCGCGCACGUACAAACAGUACGGCGGUGAAAUAGCGCCCCCCAACGCCCCUCCACACCGCUACUACCUCGGAGAGGACCCUUUCGCGCCCAGCAUCUACGGCCGAGAGCACAAGUACGAGGGCAGUCCGAGACGAGCCGCAGCUGUUGACAGCCGCGACCACCGUGAAAGGGGCCAGUAUUCGAGUACACUCGGUCGCUACAGUCACUCCACGAGUAGAUUGAAUCCUAAUGGCGUAACUGACGAAGACUACACUCGCAGUGCACAAACGUUGCCGCGGAAAUUACACGAUCGUAAAGAGAAAACCACCGAGAAGCCCAGCUCCAGUAAAUACUGGCAACGCCUCACGUCUAACAAACGAUCUACUAGUGCCAUUAAUAUACCGAACAACGUUUCAUCGUCACCAGAAGGAAAAAUAAACGGUUAUCCACCCGGUCCGGCUAAGCCAGCGCGGACCUACAAAGGUCUGAAUAGAAGUAAGAGUUUUGCUAUGGGAGCACCCGAACAGGAGACUCAUCCACGUUACGUCACAGGAAUGAGCAGAAACUAUUCAACUAUGUAUAAAUCCAACCCUCAUUUGAGCCGACUUGAUGAAACACCGGAGCAGCUUAAGAGCCCAGGAAUCGUGUCGAUAAUUAAUCGCAGUCAACGUGAUCUAGCAGAUGCGGUCUCUCGCGAAACCGAGCGUAGACGUGAUGGACUGUUUGGCGCGCGGUACGGCAAGACGACACCGAUAACUAAUGGCCACACCAACGGAUAUAAUAAAUCAUACGAUGAAACAGAUAAAAAGAAGAUAUUCCUUAAAGGCCUCCGCGAAAGAGCCCCUGAAUUGUAUCAAACGUUACACGCGGACGACGAGUCCGAUGGUAGUAGAUUAUCUUCGAGAUAUGGCACCCCGUCGCCACUUCACAAAGAACGGAUAUCAGAGGAGCGGAAAAUACCAUUGUAUAAAACUGAAUCACUGAACAGGGAAACGAGUCCAUUCGUAUCGCGUUUAGAAACACGAAUAAAGUCGCCAGUGAAUCGACGGGAAAGUAAUAGUAGUGAUAAUUUUUCAGAAACUUAUCGGUACACUACGCGUUCGGGCGACCCGGACCGGCCUAGCGUCACAGAUACCGUUGAAACAGUCACUAAAAAGGUUAUACCCUCUAGAGACGGUCGCUCGAAGGAGAUUAUCGAGUCUAGAGAAGUGAACUCGGUGACAAAGAGUCGGGGAUACAAAGAACCUCCCGCUGUCAAGUAUUAUGAGAACGGUAUCCGCAACACGCACGGAUAUGAAUCUCGUAACGGCGCUGCUCCACUUUACUCCGAAAGAAGGAGAAGUAACUAUAAGGUGACUGAAAAAGUUAGAGAUUAUUAAUUACCGUGAACCAUAUAAAUUUAUUUCUGCCAUAUUUUCCAUAUAACAUAUUUUUAUGUCACAGACUGAAAUGUUAAAUCACAUCACAUUAGAUUAAGUUUACGUCAUUAACUGCAUUCGUUAACAUUUUAUUGUUAAUUUAAUGUUAGUUGCUUCAUGUAAAAAGUCAUAGAGCUUUACUAAUUUUAUUUUAUCAGUAGUAAGUGGUCUAAUUCCGUCCAGAGGAAAAUUGAACGAUUAUUUUAUAAAAUUAUGCCUUAACAAAGGCUUGAUUACUUGUGAAUUAAAUAAUAAUUUUUAUAACAAGAUUUAAAAUCGACAUAAUUUUAAAAUAAGAA